Haemonchus placei is the source of this 456-nucleotide messenger RNA. The record is from the annotation of a GenBank genome assembly. NCBI's taxonomy places the organism in Eukaryota, Metazoa, Nematoda, Chromadorea, Rhabditida, Trichostrongylidae.
CCACUACCUCAAACUGAAAAAGAUCCGGGAGUAGUGGGAAGAAUCAAAAACCAUUCUCCUUUGCAAGAAAGGUCAGUGGGAGGAUAUCUCCAACUGUCGUUCCAUCAACCUACUGUCGGUGGUAUUCAAGUCGUUCACGAAAACUCUGCUCAAUCGCAUGGAGCGCAUCUUGAGCGAAUACCAGUCAGUAGAGCAGAACGAAAUCAGGAAAAACUUCUCGUGCAUGGACAUCCAAGAAUUCACUCAGUUACUAAGAAAAGCCAAGAGUAUCGCCUUUCUUUGGCCCUUCUUUUCGUGGAAGUUCUUCAAGAGAAGGCUGAAGAUUCCAAUCGAAGAGGAGGUGCGACAAGGAGAUACGAUAUCUCUGAAGUUUCUUACGGCUGUGUUACAGUAUGCGAUGCUGAACCUCGAUUGGGAAGAAUGGGGAUAUAUCAUCGGUGGCAAAAACGUCAAUAG